AAGCCACCGUUAGUUCGAAUAGCACGGCGCAGACGCUGCGUCGAGAGUUUCGAUACUUCGAUAAUCGUAACCGUUGCGAGGCUCACGUCAGUGCGAGGCGAAUGGCGACGCGGUAGUUCGUAUUUGAGAAGCCGUCUCGUCUCAACUACGAUUUCGAUCUGUCGUAGACCGUUUUCGUGCGGGAAUCGUCGCCACCGGGAAUGCCGAGAGGGCAUAUCGCGCGUGUGCCGUGAUAAUCUAUCGUCAAAUAACCGCCGAGAGCGAAUAUCUGAGCAGAACGGGUCAUCAGAAGUACUGACUGUAACGACUCGCGUUCGUCCGUUAUGGCGAUAAGAAAUUUAAAUCGCAGCAUCCAGACUCCCGACUCACACCGAAGGAGUCUCGCGUCCGAAUUACCGCCGGGAGUGCCGAAAACAAGCUUUGCGCGUUGAUUCUGCCGAGAUACCGUCAAACAAUUGCCGAAAGAGCAAACGUCUCGCGAAACGUCGGUUCGUCGCGAGCGUCGUAUGAAAUUUCGGGCAUCUGUUGCAUCAUGGCGGAUCGAGUAAAAUUUGCAACAGAAAAUCGGCUAACCUUCGAAUCGGACGUUUCACUCUCCCGAUCCACCGGCAAAGAGUUUCUCGCUUUCGUGCUGGUGAAAACCCCACCGGAAGAGAAUAUCGUCAAGUGUCGAGCAUUUGUUGGGUUACGUCAAAGCGGACUUCCACUUAAAGGAGAGACUGGUUCCUUACGAGGGGUUUAUCCCAGCGUCGUCGUCGUCGUCGUCGACGUCGGAGUGCCGCCUCUGCCGCGCUCCUCGAGGUAUCGAACGUGAACAGCGCGGCGCUGCCUGCUGCGCCGGGUAUAUAAAUGCGCGGCGCCGGCGGGCGCGCUCAGUAUGUGUCAUGCAUUGCGAGUGCAAGCGUCGUCUGUGAUGGCGGCCCGAGUGCGGUUGAAGAUGCCGCGCCGCCGCUGCUGCAGCACCACCGGCGUGUCGUCGCUCGCCGUUCUGCUCGCGAUGUGCGCUGUGAACCUCGUGAAUGGGAUGUUCGAGCACCGCCACUGCGACCACCAGCAUCCGCGGGCGCACGAGAUAAUCCACGGUGUGCACAUCGAGCCGGCGCACGAAGUGAAGAAACGUAGCAUCAGUCAGCCAGUCCGCAUUCUGCUUUCCUACGACGAGAGCGUCUUCAGGUUGGACGACGAGAAGCUGGAUCUUAUUAACAACACCAUUCUGCCCGAGGCAGUGCAUUUCUGGGAACGAGCGUUGAUGGUGCGGGAGACGAAGAGCACCAUUAGACUGAAUAGGAAAUGCGAGAGCAGUCAGGUUUUCGUCAAGGACCACCAUACGCACUGUAUAGACACCUGCCGUCCCGUUACUAUGUGCGGCGAGGUAGUCGUCCCGGAGGACCAUCUCGACGUUUGCAGAACGUGCAACGCGACGGGGCACAAUUGCGGGGUAGCUGCAGGUAGCAAGGCGGGUCCGGGCAUCGACGGUGCCGACUUCGUCUUCUACGUGUCCGCCAUGCAGACCGAGAGGUGUCACAAAGGUUUAACGGUGGCCUACGCCGCUCAUUGCCAACAAGAAGCUGCCUUGGAUCGGCCGAUAGCCGGCCACGCCAACCUAUGCCCGGGGAGCAUCAGCACGAAACCGCAGGAGUUGGAAACGCUGCUCAGCACCGUUAAGCACGAGAUCCUGCACGCCUUAGGAUUUUCCGUCAGCCUCUACGCUUUCUACAGGGACGAGAACGGCGAGCCCAGGACACCGCGGAGAAGCGAUACCGGGAAACCGCCCCUUAAUGAAAAAUUACAAACGCAUCAGUGGAGCGAGAACACGAUCAAAACCGUGGUCCGGCCUCACUGGCAAGUGCACGACGGCUACGUGAAGAGGACGAUGCAAAUGAUAGUCACGCCUCGGGUCCGCGCCGAGGUUCAAGCGCACUUCAAUUGCCCGGAACUGGAGGGCGCGGAACUGGAAGACCAGGGCGAGGACGGCACCGCUCUCACGCACUGGGAGAAGCGCGUGUUCGAGAACGAAGCCAUGACGGGUACGCAUACGCAAAAUCCAGUUUACUCGAGGAUAACGCUCGCCCUCAUGGAGGACACCGGCUGGUAUAGCGCCAACUAUUCGAUGGCGCAGGAGUUGGGAUGGGGGAAGAAUCUCGGCUGCAAUUUCGCCAUGAAAUCCUGCAAGGAGUGGAUAUCCUCCAAAUCAUCGCCUCUAUCUGGAAAGUCGAUACAUCCCUUCUGCAACAAAGUGAAACAGGAUCCGCUGCAGACCGAGUGUACGGACGAUCGGAGCUCGGUCGCUCUGUGUAACCUGGUGAAGCAUCAGCAACCGUUGCCCAAGAAAUACCAGAACUUCGACUCGAUUCCCCACGUACCGGAUGGAGAGGAACAAUACUACGGCGGAUCGGUGUCCCUGGCGGAUUACUGCCCGUAUAUACAGGAAUUCACAUGGAGGGCACGAAAUAUAGUGGUCAGAGGAUCCCACUGCCUUUACGAGGAGAAUAAUCCGCAUCCGGACAAGAAUUUCGCGUUAGAGAAAUAUGGCCCGCACUCGAGGUGCUUUGACCACACUAACGACAUGUGGGAGGAGAGAACUUGCAAACAAGCGCGCCAGUGGCAGCAUUGGGGCUCCGGUUGUUACCUGUACAAGUGCGAAGCCGGCAGACUGCACAUUAUGGUCGGCAACUAUACUUACACCUGUUAUCACGCCGGGCAAGAAAUCAUUAUAAGAAUCAUGCAGAACGGAUGGCUGCAUAAAGGUGCCCUGAUCUGUCCCCCUUGCCGAGAUAUCUGUCAGAUGGAGUUCAAAGCGCGGGGCGAAUGGUGCAAGCCAGGGGACGAGCAUCCACCUUCCACGUAUUACCACAAAGACUAUCUCCACUGCGCGUCCCCAGACAGUAUCGGCCUAAGUAUAUCGGCGCUCGUCAUCGCGCUCCUUUCCCCCGUCGUCAGAUGAUACGCCGUUCGCUUUAGUUAAUAUUUUAGCGUAUUGAGUCCCGGGUUUAAAACAACGCUCAUUGACCCACGUACCGUGCGACGAUAACAUUUUUCAGUCCGACAUGAGAAUAGUUUAUUUUCUGCGAUAAGGCGCAACUGUGUACGAAUCUUCUUCUCUUUCCCCCCUCUCUCUCUCUCUCUCACUCUCUUUCUCUCUCUAUCCCCCCCCCUCUCAUUUAUUGUUGAAAAUCUAAUGGAUAUCGACUGAGGUGACAAUCGCAAUUCGAUUUGAUCGUCGAUAUGUGACGAAACGCGCAGCUAAAUGAUUCGAAAGGUUCGACGAUGAAAGAACCGUCAUCAUCGAUAAGCUUCAAUUACGACAUAUUAAGUUUUCACAGGUCGAAAGACCCGUGGUGAUGACAAGGCAUUUCAUUGAGUGCCAAUCUCGUAUUGUAUACGCUUCCUCGAUCGCUUAUCCGUUUACAGCCAACUUGCUGGUAUCGUUGUUGCAUACACGUAGUCGUUGCGAUUAUCUCCUGUGCACGAUUGUCUCCGGUCGUUGCUUCGAGUGCGAGCGAUGUUUGACGAAAAUUGAGGAAUCUCGGUCACUACUCGAUCCAACUGUGAUGAAUCAUUAAUACUCGAUAGGUAGUCAAUCGCCAGCGUAACCCGACUGAUGUAUGUACACACGGACUGCGAGCACGGCUGCCGGGACGAGCACAAUUCCGGAAUUUCACGCGCGGGAACCACGAGGCGUAAGCUAAUUGUGUAAAUUUAAGAGAACGGGAGGGACGUUACGCGUCGUCGGCGAACGGCCACGUCGAUGUAUAUUUUUUCUGGGAUGUACCUAUGCGUUGAAAAGAAAAAGGGGGAAAUAGAAUUGCACAUCGCAAAUGUAUGCAAAUAGCAUGCGGUCGGCAGUCCACGCUACCUACGCGAAACGGUCUGUUAUUUCGUCGGCGACGUGCGGCGUGUUUCUCCCAUACACAACCGUCUCUGGGAAUUAUAUGUUAAUUAGAUGUCACACAAGUAAUGAAGCUUUGAUUUCGACAUCGACACGGCAGAAAAGGAUUUGGAGUUUGCGUUCCCUCGAGAAUUACGGCGCGUAUAAACGUAUGAUACAUUCUCCCCGUCGCGGUCUGUAUUACCGAGAGAGAGAUUCGUGACACAUUCCUGGUGACACGUGAGUGAGGGAGCUCAUGUGUGUUGAAGGCAGGUCAUAUCGAACAAUAUCCGCGCGCGUGUGUGUGUGUGAGGAACCGAAGCGAUUGGGAAGUAUGCCUGUGGUAGAUCCGUUCACCGAAGAUUGUCUGCGAAUCUGGAUGGGUAUCGUGAAUGUAUGCGACAUAGUACAAGUAAGACUUUGUACAUAUAUGUAUACAUAUAUAGCUGAAGGCCAUUGAAAACGCCCCAUCCAGAAGGACGUAUCCGAUUGGGCCCGUCAUUACAGGACGUUUCCGGCCAUUCAUGAAGCCACUUGAACCAUCUCGUAUGAACCCAUAAUUGUUUUGCCGAUGAACUGGGAGACCACCUGGUCUCGAGUCUUCUGUUUUUCCAUUUACCAACUUUCAGCCCAAUCCGAUAUAUCCUUAGGGCGACCUUUCAUUAAUUCCGGUGAAAUUCAACCGACGGUUAACUCAACGGAAUUCGAUAUCAGUUUUAUUGAUCGGUUUAGCAAUUGGCUGGUCGUCGUUUAAUCAGUCAAUUUGGUUAACCGGAGUUGGUGAAAGUGGCCUUUAGUGUGUUAAAAGACAACCGACAUCUAAUAGUGCAACAUACACGCUAUAGUGACUUUUACAUAGCGUAAUAUCGAAGUCUAAGGCCCGUACUGAGUUGUUACUUAAAACUUGCUUCAAGUGAGACACUCAGAUACGAUUUCAGAGUUAGAUCAGAAUUUUUCAGUUAAAUCGCUGUUACGGGUAGAACGUCACGUGCAUUGUGAAAUUUAACUGAAAAACUUAGGUCUGACUCUUCAUUCAGGUCUGAGUAUCUCAUUCGGGACAAGUUCCAAGCAACGACUAUUAAUACGGGCCUAAAUAAUUAGAGUAACACCUUGUUCGACGGGCUCGACAUUGAUGCGACGGGUCAUCGAGGGCCGAGAGCUUCUUGAAUUUUCCGUCACCGAGUCGCAUCCAGUUUCUACUAUUUUCGUGGUUCUUACCCUCGGAUUCACCCUCGGAUCUAAUUCACGUUCGUAACGUAUAACUGCGGCGAAGAUACUCGCGAGAUAUGAUUUUCCGGUGCUUUUUCACGGAUAUAGAUAUAUCGGCGCAAUGUUUGGCGCAAAUUAGUCGUUAAUUGAGAGACAUCACGGAUAAUACACAUUAUCGUAUUGGGGGAAAAAACGGCAAGUGUGAGUACACGGAAUGUACACGUACUAAAGUCUGUAUAUUAAUCACGAUAAGAUAUGCCGCUGUUUUCUUCUUCUCAUUCUCCAUAUUUCCGUGUUAUUCAAUCUCGGUUAGCUCGAAACUCGAUUCGGGCGCAACAGCGGAGCGUUCACCUUGUCAUUCGCGAGACGGAGAGGUUUUGAUAUCGAAGCAUUCUUUGUCGCAUUCCAGGAGAGAACGCGCGAAUUUAUCAUUUACCCGAACUUUUAUAACACAGGUGUCUCGGCAUGUUCGGGGGAUUUUAGCACAUAAUUACGAGAGAGCGCGUUUGAUCUAAUUUUGUACAGAGAGAGAUCGUUGAGAUUCAACACGUAUCUCGCGUAUUCUGUAAAAUAUUUGAAGAUAUCACGGUAUCGUAUCGAAUAACGAGAUGCACAUUCGAGAAGAUUUCUCGUGGAAUCUCCGCGAUGUCGUUGUCGCGCGACGGAUUUUAAUUGGUUUGACGCGCACCAUCCGAGCGAUGUUGAUAACUGACUCAGGGCGCGUCGAGUAUCAGAAAGCGAGUGCGGCAGGUUUAAAUGCGUUUCUACAAGGCCCAACUAAGAGGAUAGAUACGAAAGAUAUAUAUAUAUAUAUAUAUAUAUAUAUAUAUAUAUAUGUAUGUACUUGUGUAAGGGUGUGCGCGGCGCUAUCGAAAUACGUAUAUCAUAGAUUUUAUUCGGAGGGACGCCGUUACGCUACGAGACUUCCUCACGAGAGAACGGUUGUACACAAACUCGAGCGAAAUUGUUGAAACAACGUACGUUUUGACUCGUUGAUUUGUUAUUUUGUUUUCGAUCUCUGUCGUAACUGUCCACUUCGUCGGCUACGACUGCUACGAAAGGCGCUUCGCGACAAGUAAAAUUGCAAAAGGUUCCAAUCAGUAGCGCAUUGUAAUCGGUUGCGCGGCUCCGGAGACUCGGGAACGGAUUCCCCGGUUUCAUUCGGUCGAUGCGAGCCUGAGGCGUAUGAUAUUUACGAAUGGUUAUAAAUAUAAUUUCCGUAGGAUAUGUAACGCUUCUGAUGAAUGAGAAAUAUUUUAAGGCAUAUCGAGAAGACGAUGUGUAUCGAAAGAGGAGGAUAUUAGUUUUCCGACUAGGUUUCGGAUCGCUGCGAAUAAUUUGCAGUAUCUUUGUUACUAUUGUUACGAUAGAAUAAUCCAAUAACCACUUCAAUAUCCUACCAGUUAAUUCUGAAGGUAUAAUAUGUGUAUGUAGAUUAAUUCAUAUUUUAUCUCUACUCUUGAGUAUAAAAUUUGUGCCAUUAUGGAAAAUGGAAUGAUUCUUCGUAUCUCGCUGCAAUCAAUCACGGAGACACGAUUUCUUUUUUUCUUCAUUGCAAGAAACUCGUUCGGGAAAUUGUUUCAACAUCGGCAGAGAUGAUUCAAUGAGAAAGGAGAAUAAAUAACUUAAAUAUACAUAUAUAGAAUUUAAAUACGUAUUUCUCUACGUAAGCUCUAUGCAGGAUAUGUUUAAAAAGUGAGAUUAUUUUUACAGGUAUCGCGAGAGAUUGAUAUCACGACCGUAAAUAUACCAUAUACCAAUUUACGAGCGUACUUGAGUUAAAUAUAAUGAGAGAUAACGAGCGAUAGUCGAUAAGUUUUAGCAUUAACGCCGAUUAUUGCAUACGCAAACCUCGUCGUCGGACCGGUGCGAUCGACCCUCCCUUCAGGAAUUUCAUUUUAACGUGAUUAUAGGAGAUCCUCUGUUUGCUUUUGGAAUUAUACAAAUAAUAGCCUGUAAAUCUCGAAAGCGCUGAUCCCGAAGAUAUCUUGGAAAUAUUUUGGCCGAAAAUGAGCUUAUAGCUGAGAUAUAAGGAAAACCAUAUCAUAAAUGGUACGAACGUUACCACGCUGAAGGAUUUACAAAGUUCAAUUAUGCGUUAAUUAUUCACGAUGGGUUCUUCUCUCGGUUGGAAAAUACGCGAAACUCUAUCCGCAAUGGAUGAUCAUCAAGUCACGAGUGCACUUUGAAACGUAUUUUGACUGAGUUACCUAAUGCGAAACGCACUAAAAUCAAUCCGACAAUGAAGUAUUUAAGCCACUUCUUUGCAUCGCAGCACACUUCAAAAGUGCUCACUACCUCGGCUAUGUUAAGCGAUCUAUACUUUAUUGCGAAAUUAUCACUAAAGGGAUAUAUAUAUAUAUAUAUAUAU
Dinoponera quadriceps is the source of this 7448-nucleotide messenger RNA. It is a transcript of the gene Invadolysin, whose product is annotated as leishmanolysin-like peptidase. Gene Ontology annotation, molecular function: metalloendopeptidase activity. NCBI's taxonomy places the organism in Eukaryota, Metazoa, Arthropoda, Insecta, Hymenoptera, Formicidae. Gene Ontology annotation, cellular component: membrane; cytoplasm. Gene Ontology annotation, biological process: proteolysis; cell adhesion. The record is from RefSeq and is a predicted model, not a curated record. The transcript is spliced from 15 exons. The coding region runs from base 878 to 2944 and encodes 688 amino acids.